AAGAGCUGGUGUCUUGCUAGCCAGUGGCAUUUUCUUUCUUUUUUGUGUUUUAUUGUGAAUUCAUGUGCUUUUUUCUGCUGAUAUCUAGACAAGGAUUUCAUAUUGCUUGUUUGGAUAGUCGUUAACGUCGUUGCUGGGAAACAAAUCCUGACAACACUGAGCUGAUAAGCGACGUUAGUCGUGAAUGUAAUCUCAAACAGCCGUUUUAUAUUCUCCACCUGAACGUUUCUGAAACAUAAACAGCAAACAUGUCCAACGCAUUGUUAGCUGAAGUCGGCUGGGACGAGGGUUUUGCCAUCCCUGUAGCUAAUGCGGAGAAUAAGGCAAUAGAGGAGGAGCUCAAACGAAAGCAAAAAGAGCAGUUAAAUCUUGAGAAUAAGCUGAAUAAAUACAAGGACAUUAUAAAUGCAGUGACUGAACAUCUCAGAAAUCUAAGACAAGAGGUUUCUCAUACUCAGGCAUUGUGCAGAGCCAGAGAGAAAGAGACUGAAUCAGAGGUUCACUUCAGGGCGCUGGCAGAGCGAGAGACAGGCCGUCUGAAGCAGGAGAUCACAAAAAUGGAGAAUGAACUGAAAACAUUAAAUGAGAAGAAGAAUGCACACGAGAACACUAUAUUCAAAGCCACUCAGAAGCUGGAUGAGUUGAAGAAUCAGCUGAACUGGGAUCAGCAGACUUUGGAGGCCUGGCUGCAGGAAUCAGAACACAAGGAUGAAGACACUAUGGCAAUCAUCAAAUACGCCAAGCAAGACGAGAGCAGGAUUCGAGAGCUGACGCUGAAAAUUGAGAAGCUGACUCUUGAAGCCAACCAGAAGAGAAAGAUCUUAGACACUGAACUUACUGAGACAGUUACUGCACAGAUUGGUUUGGACAAGACAGCUGAGAGCUUUCGUCAGGCCCACAUUGAAAGACAGGAGAUGAUCAGCCAGUGGGAGAACACCAUUGAACAAAUGAGGAAAAGAGACCAGGAGAUGGAGCAAUGUGCCAUGUUGCUGGCAGAGGUAAACCAAGUGAUAAGGGAGAAGAAUGAUUUGAUCAAGGAGAGGAAGGACUUCAUGGAGCGUGAGAUAGAGAACAAUAAAGAGCUGGAGAGGAAGAUAGACUCAGCUGAACGUCAGGCGGUUCGACUCAGACAGCAGGUCCGGGAACAAGAGAGUAACAGCAGACGUCUGCAGGAUGAGCUAGAUAGUCUGAAGGGAUCAUUGGACCGAACAGCCACAGAUGUGGAGACCACAAGAUCUCACUUAACCAGCAUGAAAAAGGACAUUCAAGGCAAAACAGCAAAAAUUGAGGAGGCAAAGCUGCAUAACGCUGCUCUGAAGGAGAAGCUGCAGCAGGUGACAGAGGCGGCGCUGAAUGGUGAAGAGCAGGCAGCACAGAUGGAGCAGCUGCUUAGAGAACAAGAGCAGAACAUCAAAGAGAUCGAUGCUCAGCUUCUCCGGCAGAGAGAGCUCAUGUUCAAGAAGAGUCAGGAGUUGCAAGGGCUUCGUGUUAAGGAGAAGAACGCAACAGCUGAGAUCUACGGCACCCGGGCCGCUCUUUCCAACCUAGACAGCAAACUCCGCAAACUGGACCAGAACUCCCUCAAACAGCAGAUGAUCGUCUUCAACCAGGACUUUCAGAUCCAAAUGCUGGAGAGGAAGAUGUCACGCUUGCAGGGGGAAGUGAACAAAGACGAGAAAGAGGCUCUGGAGAAGAGGGCCUCAGAUAUGGCUGAGGCUUUGGAGGAGAGGAAGAGGACGGCCGCCACCCUCACCACACAGCUGAAGAAACUGCAGGAUGAUAUCCGCUGUAUUAGAAAAGAAACAGAGAAAACUGGAGCAGAGAAGAGAGAUCUGACCUCCAAGAUCCAGGAUAUGCAGCUCUUCAUUGACAUCUCCGAGAAAGAACAGAAAAAACUCAGACUUAAAAAACAGGAUAGCAUGGUGGAGAAAGGCCUGCUGAAAAUGGAGGUGCAGCAUCUGAGAGAUCUGCUGUAUGACAGAGCAGACGGAGUGCUGACUCUGGAGAAGAGACGCUUGCAGCUGCAGGCAGCCAUGAAGGAGCGAGAAGAAGAGAUCUGUUUGCAUAGAGAGAUGCUCAAUAAACAGGUCAAAUUAUCCGAGCAGGAGAGACAGCGACUCAGUGCUGAAGUGCACGAAAGACUAUCCAAAAUCGACAAGAUGAGGAAGCGGUACGAGAUCCUGACUGUUUCCAUGGCUGCACCGGAAGGAGAGGAGGAUAAAUCACAGGCCUACUUCAUCAUAAAGGCAGCUCAAGAGAAAGAGGAACUUCAGCGUCAGGGGGAUGAUUUGGACUCUAAAAUCCGCAAGACAGAGAAAGAGAUUCAAGCUUUGGAGAACACCCUGCAAGUUGUCAAUAAUCGCAAUACAACCUACCGCAAAGCCCUAACCAAAGUGACAGAGUCAAGUCCUGAGCACCAGGAGAAACUAAAGCUGGAAGAACAGAGACGAGCAGCCGAGGAGAAGUACAAAUACAAGAAACGGCAAAUCCAAGAACUGCAGGAGGACAUUGAGGGAAUGAACAGCACAUUGGAGGGUCUUCUUCAAGAGCAGACAAUCCAGAACGAGAACACUGAGAGGACUCAAUCACAUGUACUCUCUCUCAAAAAAGAGCUCAGCUCUCAAGAGGAAAAACUGAAUAGAGUUGUCAAACAGUGUUCUAAAUAUACCAGGGAAAUUCGGUCUGCUAAAAACACCAAAGAGAAGACCUUUGAGGAAUGUGACAUAGAGCUACGAGAACUCAGAGACGUCAAUAAAAGCAUAAAUAAGAUGCUCCUAGAAGCCAUGGAAAAGAAUCCUGACCUGUCAGCUACAUUACAGAUAUAUUUUAUGCAGGCUGGUCUAUCCCUGCCCUCUCCUUCAUCCACCCCAUCUAGUCGUCUGAGCUCAAAAAUCAACUCGGCUCGGAGCUCUGCUUCACUUCGAUCCUCACGUCAAUCAGCCAGCAGCAGUCCCAGAAGCCAAUCUGUGUCGUCCCCUCCAGUGAAGACAGUGGAUCUGGGCUUGGGCCUCUCCGUCACGUCUCCUCCUCUCUCCACUACAGUGUCCCGUCCACCCAGCAGUGGUAGCAGCACCAGAAGCAGCAAGUGCAAGAGUCCUUAAACAGAUACAGACCCCAAUCUCUCUAAAGAACAGUGUGUGUCAGUCAAUUUUACCCCCUUUAAAUGAACAACAUCUGUCACUGUUCUUUUUCUUCCAGUUAUUGAACAGUAUUUCCUUUCGGCUUGUUACUUAAGGGGUGUGUUCUUUAAGUGGUUUAAUGUUUGUUUAAUUGCUGUUUUUUACACAGUAACUGAAUAUGUUUCAUUUAUUCAAUUAAACGUUAAAGUAAAGAAAUAAUUCACCCAAAAAUGAAAAUUUUGUUGUCAUUUACUCACCCUCAUGUCUAAAAAAAUCUGUAUUUGUUUGGCUAUUUAAAUUUCGCUUUAAAUUGAUGCCUUAGGUGAAGAGUGGUUUCCAGGAAAAAGUCAUUUGCAAUUAAAAUAAAUAAAUAAAUACAUUUUUCCUAGAAAUGUAUUUAACCAAUAUCAGUGAUUAAGUAUUACAUCAGACAUUUACUAUAAACAAAAAGAGUUCAUGUUUUUAAAUGUUGGCCCUUUUCAUGUUCAUUUAGAAUGACAGCUGACCAUGGGCAUCACUUUGUUUAAAAAGCUGUGGGGACAGUUUAUUGUGCGCUAAUUGUGAUGUCACAAAACUCAUUAAUUUAAUUAGGCUAUGCACAGAUAAUUUCAAAUAAUCUUUUAAUGUAAAUACAUCUUGUAAUAAAUGAA
Molecule: messenger RNA, 3769 nt
Organism: Myxocyprinus asiaticus (Chinese sucker)
Lineage: Eukaryota; Metazoa; Chordata; Actinopteri; Cypriniformes; Catostomidae
Product: coiled-coil domain-containing protein 39-like
Exons: 21
Coding region: 249-3101 (950 amino acids)
Biological process (GO): cilium movement; cilium-dependent cell motility; inner dynein arm assembly
Cellular component (GO): axoneme
Source: RefSeq, a predicted model, not a curated record